AUGGUAGGUGAAUCCUUUGACCAAAUUACUAUUGGUCGGUCACAAAGACGAUCAUCAACAUGUCGUGAAGAAGUUGAUCGAGUUUUACCAAAUGGAAUAGAACCUACAAAUGAACAUUUACUUGAUUUACUAGUAUGUGAAGCAAUCAUUAAUGAUCAACUUCGUCUUUAUUCACCGACACCAUUCUUCUCACGUUUCUGGAUGCGUGAACAUAUGAUUGAUACUGAAUGUCAAAUACUUGAUCUGUGGUCUCGACCACUUGAAUUUGACUAUACUCGUUGGAUGCGAGAUCCUAAAACAGGUCUUAAACCAAAAUUGCCUCAUCCAUUUUCUUAUCCUCCUUUUGCUGCUGGACCGCGUAAUUGUAUUGGACAAAUUUUUGCAUUAUUAGAAGCUAAAACUAUGUUAGCUAUGUAUGUUUAUACAAAGACGUGA
Molecule: messenger RNA, 435 nt
Organism: Rotaria sp. Silwood2
Lineage: Eukaryota; Metazoa; Rotifera; Eurotatoria; Philodinida; Philodinidae
Source: the annotation of a GenBank genome assembly